Molecule: messenger RNA, 1343 nt
Organism: Phytophthora sojae
Lineage: Eukaryota; Oomycota; Peronosporomycetes; Peronosporales; Peronosporaceae
Exons: 1
Coding region: 115-1203 (362 amino acids)
Molecular function (GO): phosphatidylinositol binding
Source: RefSeq, a predicted model, not a curated record
CUCAACUCCCCGUACGCCGCUGCUGCCGUGCCGCCUCUCUCCAAGCCGGGAUCCUUCACGUCCUCGGCGUCCUCGGUCGCCAGCAGCAACGGGUCGCAGCGCCCGCCGCACCCGAUGCGGAAGCCGUCCACCAAGGCGCUGAUCCUGCAGCAGAAGCAGCAGCAGGAGGAGCAGCUGCAGCAGCGCGCGACGCUGGCCAGAGCCGACACGGCGGACGACGCACUGCUGAGUCGGGCGGCGUCCGAGGUCCCUACGCGUCUGACGCCGGAAGAGGCGGCGGCGGUGCUGCGAGAACGCUCCAACUCGCUGGCGGUCAUGGAGUCCAUGCGCUCGCACCUGCCGGGCAACGGCCACACCAUGAGCGUGAAGGCCACGGCGAAGCUGAAGAAGGAGAUGGACAAGGCGGCGAGCGUGGUGGAGUCGUUCCUGUCCCCGAAGCUGCUGAAGGACCAGUCCAUCCCGCACGAGCUGCUGGCGGAAGCCUACGGGCUCGUGUUCAUCACCAUGUACAAGGUGGGCUUCUUGUUCUCGGGCAAGGUUGGAACGGGCUUCAUCCUCUCGCGGACGACGGGAGGCUGGUCGGCGCCGAGUUUCUUGACGUCCGGAGGCUUUGGCUUCGGUAUGAUGGCGGGCGGAGAGGUUGUCAACUAUAUGAUCAUCUUGAACUCGAGGAGCGCAGUCAAGGUGUUCACGCGGAAUGGCCAAGUGCAGCUGGGAUCGGAGUUGGAUAUUGCAGUGGGGCCUAUUGGGAGAGCUGCAAGUGCUGCGCUGAAUGUUGGGCCUGGCGGCAUUGCGCCCAACUACUCGUACAGCCACAGUAAGGGUCUAUACGGAGGCAUCGGACUCAGUGGCGGUGUCAUUUGCACGCGCAAGUCGCUGAACGCCAAGUGCUACGGGCCGAAUGUUACCGCGCGACAGCUUCUGGGCGGAGAGGUCGCGUGUCCGCUUGCUGAGCCGCUGUGGAGGGCGCUGGACAAGGCGCUGGGCAUGCAGCGCGAGUACGUGAACGGGUUCCCGGUGCUGGCGCCCACGUACACGGGCAUGGCGUGCGACGCCUGCGGCCACGUGCACACAACAGACAGCAACCCGAAUGCCUGCGCGAGGUGCGGGAACCUGCUGGUCUACAGCGUGAGCGUGCACUCUGGGCGGCGCAAUACCAGUCAGCUUAUUGCCUCGACGUCGAUGAGCAACCCGGCGGCGUAAGUCGCUGCGCGCUUGGGGCUGGAGCCGUUGUAGCCCCAGUGUUUCGUGUGUGCACGCGCAGCGAUGCGUGCUUUAUUUUAUAGCUAAGAGAAGAAGUAAAACUCGCUUGUUCCUCCUCUUCAAACAGCAAACGUCCAAUG